UUGGUUUUCGCACUUAUCGAUAGAGUAUUAUUAUAUCUGUCAUUUCCGUAAGAAUUCUUUGCCUUUGCACAAUUAUGUCGUUCUUCUUUGAUUUUGCCUUAAACGUAUUCUUUUUUCUAUUACAAUUAAUUGAUUGAUUUUUAAACUAUUGCUUACCAUAUCGCUGAUCUUUCCUGUUGACACCCUCUACUUCUGCUUCGUCUUUUUCGCUUCUGUUUCUCAUAAAAAGAUAAUGCUCUUGUACUCUUCACUUAUACACCUACUACCGUCCGAUCCACAGCUUUUCGUUAAACUACAAUAUGAACUUGUCAAUGAUUAUUGGCGGAGGAUCGACUUCUACACCGGCAGAAGCCGCCCCACCUAUGCCGGCGGAGUUUCAAUUGGGGUCGAUGGCCGAUAGCGGCACUUUGAUGAUGUCGGUUGAUAAUGAGGAAACGGCUUUAGUCGGGCCUGUUGCAUCAUCAAUGGAGGUGCGUUCCGCCCGCCUUGGAGGAGGUACACCAGCCUCUACGCCAUUGUAUAGUUUCCGACCCCUGCUUCCGGUCAUCAACGAGGAGCAACAUAAUUUGAAUCAAACACUACAGCACCAACAGUUUAUUACUGCGAAACCUAAAAUGCUAGAAAUGACAAUUGGCUCGCUCACAAAUGAAGCAACAUUGGCAGGACCAUCUGCUAUUCAACAACGUGACUGGGGCUUUAUAUUUCGCCCUCGCGAUCAAAUAAUAAACUAUUCGGAAGGUACUUCCAGAAGACCGGUACAUAGGAUACGUCGGCGGCGUCGGCUACGCAUUCCAGCUGCAGAUGCCAAUAGCGUAGAAACGCCACAAGAACGAAUUCAAAGAGAGGAGCAAGUGUUGGCUACCACAAGCAGUCGACAGAUAACCAAAAGUUUUAUGAAUAAUUUACUACAAAAAGUUUCAGAGGCAGUUAGUCCUCCACAACAUAAAACAAAAGCUCUAGAACCAGCGGCUUCAGCUUCAAAAACUCCAACCAAAAGGGACAAAAAUCCGGGAGUGGAUCAGACGGAACAAAAAGAAAUAGAAAAACCAAAAAGAUUAUGUUCCAAAACUCAAACAAAUGAGUCAACCUUUCAAAAGCCACGAUGUCCCUUGGAAGACACUACUAUGGAUAUUGCUACUAAGGAAGUAGUGCAACAUUCCCCAACUGCUGCUGCUUCUGAAAACGUACUGGAGAAACUUACCGAUCCUCCUGGAUUUAAUGACUCAAUAUCCUUUGAAAAAAUACCGGAUUUGGAUACUACUAUCGGUAUAUUGAAUAUAUCAGAAAUAAAUAUGGAACAACCAAAUUUUCCAUCGAUAGAGCACAUGGAAAUUGAAAACUCGACUGCCAAUCUAAGUGAACAUGCCAUCGUGACCGAUGUGCAGAUAUUAUCAGGACCAACGACGGUAGCAACAUCAUCGUUCCAUAUUCCCGACAAUACAUCCAAUCUAACUCGAGAAGUAGUAGAGCUGUCAGAAUUAAGAUCAGGAAUUGUGGUUGCUUCCGAACUUGUAGAGUUGGAGAAGGGCCGAGCGGAUAGUUCACUAUAUCAUCGGGAAUCUGUAGAGGAUUUGGGUUACAUUGUGCAGCAUAUGGAUAUGCUGCGUCUAAAUAUCGAUCGCCAAACGGAGAUAUCUUUGACUAGAGAGUGCCCUAAAUCCCCGUCUAAUUUGUCAAUGCCUGCAGUCAGAGUCUACGAUCCCAAAAUCGUUGUUAACAUGUCCGAUGCAAAGCUUCGUCUUGUCCACAAGUUGCUGGGUGCUCUCGUUAUGCAGCCUCAGGUGGAUAUGCGGAGUGCUGACUUUAUUCAGAAUCGCAUGGAUGCAGCGGUGACCUUUCGGCUAUUGCUUGAUCUAAAGGCGGCCAACAUUAUAAAUCUUAGCAAAGAUGGUUUAAUCUUUUCCUUGAAGUAGGUCAUUUACGGCAAGGUUAUGUUAUUAAAGAACAUUCGUAUUGGUUUCAUAUAAGUAAGAAGGAAGACUUGGUUGUUUUUAAUUUCCAUGAAAUAAUACGAUUUUACUUUACUUUGCUGAGUUUUAGUAUCGCAAAGAAAAAUAUAAUUUGUAAUUUUCUUGUAAUAACUUUUAAUUAUUAGGUUGCGUAUAGUAGCGCAUAAAGUGCAAGGAUUUGAAGUUUAUUUUAUUGACGAACAUACGAUUUAUGUUCUAUAUUUACAUAAUAUAAAAGACAGAACGUUGUUCAUUUUAAUUUCGUAUCAUUUUCAGUUAUGUUUAAUUAUUUAUUAUUUGGCAAUGUACAUUUAAGUUGAUGUUGUUAUAUUCGUAUGUAUUUUGUGUGUACUUCUAUAAUUAUAUUUGAAUAAUAAACGAUGAAUAUUUUAAUAUUAC
Messenger RNA from Drosophila serrata, 2348 nucleotides. RefSeq names its product sisters on the loose (gene solo). The record is from RefSeq and is a predicted model, not a curated record. Lineage: Eukaryota; Metazoa; Arthropoda; Insecta; Diptera; Drosophilidae.